CUCACUUGUUCACUUGCCAUAUCUUUGUCCAUUAUCAGCAUCAUGUCACCACUGGAGCAAGUCAUUGAAGAUCUUUUACAGAACACGCAAACCAUGUCGCGAAAACAAUUCAACAAACGGAAUCAGGAUGUCACCAAUCACCUUUCUCAGUUACCGACAACCCAACGUCUUCUACGUAAUGCAGAUCCAAACGAGGCUAAAUUAUUUGCUGUUAGUUCAGGAGAAGCUCAAGCAAGAUUUCAUGCUGAUCUAAUGAAGGAAAUGCAAGCCAUUAGAAAUGCUACCUCUCGACCUGAUGCUGAACGCCUGUUAUCUCUUGCCAGUGCCCUCAACAGGAUCAGUAAUGUAGCAUCCAUAGAAGAGAAAAUCACUGAAAUGAAACAACAACAUGAGGAAUACCAAGUCAAUAUCAGCUAUUUGGAGUCUACAUACAAAGACAACGAAAAAGCUUUACAGACCUAUAGACAACAACAGUCCCAUUCUCUCCAUGACAACAAGAAGACAUUAGCUGAAACUGAACAGGAACUAUACCAGGAAGAAUCCAAAAUGAACACUAACGAAGAACUACUACAAGGAAAAAGACUCAAGUUGGAACAACUCAAAUCGCUGAUCAAAGAAAAACGACAUCAAUUAAGCCAAUUAGAGAAACAACAAUUACAUACAAAUACAAAUGAUCAUCACAAUAGUAAAACCGACAAUAAUCAUCAGCUAUUGGAGAAUAUUGAAAGAUUGAAACGUACUAUCCUUACCAAAAAAUCGAUAUUAGCUUCAUCAUCAUCAUCAUCACCGUCUCUACCUUUGACCGGAAACACUCCUUCGACAGCCACAAUGGACCAGUUAUCUUGCUCUGGUAAAAUUUCAUCAUCAUCAGCUUCAACUAUUACCGCUCCAGCACAAACUCUGUUUGAUCAACUGCAAUCGAAAAUUAAUAAAGCAUAUAAAACAAACGUAUCAUCAGACACUAUGAAAGGCAACACUUCAAACAAGGAAAUCAUAUCGAUCUUAGAAUUGAUUAUUCAAGCAUUACAAGAUAUGAAGAUUCGGUAUGACAAGGCACAGUUUUUGGAAGAUCAACUUGAAAAGAUGAAUGAUUUGAAGCAAAAGAUAUUGAUCAAGGCGAAAGGUGUCAAGGAUAAUAAUCAAGAAGCAUUGAUGGCAUCGAUCCUGGUGUUACUGGAGAAUCAUGGAAGAAUGCGACUAGAAUCAUUGAAAGACCAAGCCACGACAAUUGCUAUAGGAUUAGGAUUGGACUCUAGUCAAGGAUCACAAGCAAUAUAUAGUUGGGUUGGUAAAACGGCGAUUAGUAUAGAUCGUAGUCAAGAUGAUAGUUAUGUACAAUCCAAUUGGGAAGAAUAAUGCGAAUAAACAAACUGUAUUUCCUUAUCAUGUCGUACUCGUAUCACCGUAUUGUCCUUUGUGGGGGAAGCGGAAGUUCAUUUUACUCCUAUGCUAUUUUUUUUUUUUGUUAUUUUCAUAAUU
Molecule: messenger RNA, 1479 nt
Organism: Halteromyces radiatus
Lineage: Eukaryota; Fungi; Mucoromycota; Mucoromycetes; Mucorales; Cunninghamellaceae
Exons: 8
Coding region: 43-1356 (437 amino acids)
Source: RefSeq, a predicted model, not a curated record